UGCCCCGAGGCCGGCAGCCCGCAGAGCCCCGCGAGGACGCGGCGGAGGCGGCAGCAGUAGUUCAGGGGCCGUCCCGGCCCCGACCCGGCAUCCCGGACAAGAUGUGGCGGCGCUGGGAAGCGGGAUGGGACGAGAAAAGGGAGCUGCAGGAACUCAACUCCCGGCUGCGGGUGUUCGUGUCCCGCGUGCGGGAGCUGGAGGAGGAGAACCGCUUUCUGGCGCGGGAGCUGGCGGAGCUGCGGGAGCAGGAGCUGAUCGGGCUCCGGGUGCCCGAGCAGGAGCUGGCCUGGCUGCGGAUGCAGCUGGAGGAGCUGAGCCGGGCGAAGCUGGAAGCGGAGCUGGAGCGGGACGGGCUGCGGCGGGAGCUGGAGCAGCUGCAGCUGCUGGGGGCCGAGGUGCUGGCGAUGCGGCGCCGGCUGGAGCCCGAGCUGGCCGGGCAGCGGCAGCUGCUGGAGCGGCUGCGGGGCGACUGCUUCGCGCUGGAGGAGCUGCUGCUGCAGCUGCAGGCCGAGCACGGGCACCUGGCGGAGCGGCAGCGCCGGGAGGCGGUGGAGAUACGGGAGCUGCGGAUGGACCUGGCCGCCUUGCCGCCCCCCUUGGCCGGGCUGAGCCUGGAGCAGCUGGAGGAGACCUACGAGAUGCUGCUGAGCCAGAGCUGCCGGGAGACCCUCCUGCGCUACCAGGAGCAGAUCCAGGUGCUGCAGGAGCAGGAGGCGCAGCGGAGCCGGGAGAACCUGGAGCUGCUGCGGGAGGAGAGCCGGCAGUGCCGGCAGCACCUGGAGGACCUGCAGCGGCAGGGCCGGGAGCUGUGCGGGCUCCGGGAGCGGCUGGAGCAGGAGCUGCUCGCCUUGGAGGACCGCCACGGCGCCGAGAUGGAGGAGUACCAGAGGAUAAUUGACAGCCUAGAAGAAGAAAAGCAGUUCCUGACGAUGUCAAUCACAGAUUACCUGAAGGACUACCAAGAACUACUGCAGGUGAAAGCCGGGCUCAUCCUUGAAAUUGAAACCUACAGAGCUUUAUUAGAAGGGGAGAGCAACCAGUGGAUUAUUACAUGGAGAGAUCAGUAUAUGGGGAAAUUGCCUCAAGAUAUUAUAAACACUUCCUAUAACUACACUGAUAUUUACUCUACUUAUGAAGAAAGAAAUAGAAAUAAAGCUUUGCCAGCUCUCAGGAUCACUGACACAAGGCAUAGAUUACCCGUGACAAAUACGCGCAGUUCUGCACAUUAUUCAGCUCAAUCAACACAGGCUGGAUCACAGACAUCAGCCAGUGGAAGAGCUUUUGGAAGAGAUGUGCUUGGUUCUAUAUCUCGCCCUUCAACUGUUACGAAGGAUGAAAGGAUUGUGACAGACCACAAAGAAUUAAGAACAUUUACUCCAGCUUACAGUGGCUGGAAAAGCACUGAAAUGCAGCAGAAGACAAUUCCAGAAAGAAAGAAAACAGAAGUUACAACUUCAUCCACAAUAUCAUUUUCAAAAGAAUCGGCACGUGUUGAGAGUUCAGACAAGGACCACAAGGCUGACACGAAGCCAGGGAUUUCUGAAAAUAUAAGAACAAAACCAAGCUUCACUAAAUUUCCGACUUACGAGCUGCAUAUCAAUUCAAAACCAUCCAAGUAUGAAGAAACUAUAACUGAAACUCAGACCACACUAAAAGAAAGAGGCAGCAAACCAACUGAAGAGAAAAAGUCUCUGCUGAAAGAAAAAGAUAAGCUAGAGAAACAAACAAAAGAGGAGAAAAAUAAAACAGAUGAGAAAUCUUUUUUAGAAGAACGAAGUGUUGAUUUUGGAAGGAGGAGUGAGCAGAAAAAAUAUGUCCGGGAGGAAGUUAUUCACCAGAGCGAUAUUUCUAAUGCAAGAAACUGGAAAAGCGAAUCAACCAAAAAAGAUACAAAUGUGACCUUAGAAUCAAAAAGCAAAGAAGCCAUUGAGAUACCUAUCAGUCUUGAAAUGCCUGCUCCUGACAAGGAAUCUCAGAGUAAUAAAGAAAUACGGUUACAAGCUUCUAAAACUUCCUUAGGAAGAGAAACACAUGACCACGUAACUAAGCCUGCUGAAGUUCACAAAGUGAGUAUUUCAGAAGCAGAAUCCAGCCUGAAAGAUGAAGAGAGAAUCAGUGACAGAAGUCAUAAAAUUGGAACUCUGUCAACUGAAAAUAUGGCAGAGAAUAUUGUUGCUGACAUUCUUAAAAGUUUUACGCAGUCUUCUGGCUCAGAAAUAUCAACAGACACAAAAGUGACCUAUUUUAGUAAGAAAGAACAACCAGAUGAUGGGAAAAUGAAGACUAAGAUCACAGUGCAAUCUCAAGUUCAAGAAAACAUAGAUAUUUCUCAUGGCGCUGGCUCAGGAGAUCUAUCAAACCAGGACGUCAGAAAAAGGGUUCGAGAUGGUAUUGAAGGAACUCCUUCCAAAGAGGAGAUAGAAGAUAUAGUCCAUCAUGGCCUGAAACGAAAUGAGGGCAGGAAGAACAUGUCUGUAAAUGUUGAGAUUGUAGAGGAGCCACUAGAUUAUGCUGCUGAUGAAAGGACUGAUUUUUCAACACCUUUUGAAGUGGAGGAAGUGGAAGAUACAUUCCCUGAGAGAGAGCGGCGUUAUGGUGACGAAGAGGAAGAACAUGUAACCUUCACAUAUGAAGACGUUAAAAAGAAGAAACAACGCCAUGAGACUUUCACUCAUGUGGAAGAAGUAACUGAGGAAGAUGACUCACCUAUUGAACAAAAAUAUUUUGUAUCUGUUCCCGAUGAUCAUCCUGCUACCAAUAAAAAAGACGAUGACUCAGUGUAUGGGCAAAUUCAUAUAGAAGAAGAAUCAACUAUUAAAUAUUCUUGGCAAGAUGAAUUUUUGCAAGGCACCCAAAGUAAGAGAGGUGAAGCUGUAAGCUCUCCAGAAGAAACAUAUCAAGUGGUAGGGGAGGAAGCAAGUGCCCAUAUUUUAAAAGAGCAUCCUGAAGCUGAAACAUCCCAUGUUGAAUCUGUUGUUAUUGAAAAAGAGAUUAAAAUUCCCCCCGAAUUUCAGAGUUCCAUAAAAGGGCUUUUAUCAAAGGAAACGAAGGACCCUAAACAUCAAUUGAAGGAAGCACUGGCGCAGUUGGAGGGCAGUCUCCCAGAAAGUGUGAAAGAGGAGCUGUCUGCAUUAACAAAAGAAAGUCAAGCUGACUCUAGUACUGUAGAAUUUGAUAUCAAAAAAGUUGAUAAAACAGAGGAGGGUGGCUCGGUGACAAUCGUUGCUGAAGUCAAUCUGUCACAGACUCUUAAUACUGAUGAAUUCGAUGUAGCUCAGCUUGGUGAAGAAAUUGCAAGUGAGAAGGAGAAGGCAACAUUGCACUCUCUGAAAAAAGAGAGCUCAGAGAGAGUCGUUGAUGGUAAAAGCAACAUAGAAAUAAAUGUUUCUUCCCGCAGUGAUAGAUACACUCCCUUGGCUGAUGAAGAAAUUUAUAACUCAUCCACAAUAAGGAGGAGUGGUGGUACAGGCUAUCAUACUACUGAAAAAGUUAUUUAUGACAGUUCGGUUUUGGAAACUGCAGAUUUUGGAGAAGUCUCUCACUCAUCACAGUCAACUGAUGAGGGUACAUCCGUAAGGCGAAUCAAGGUUGGUCCAGCAGAAGUCCAGAGAUUUGAGCAGGUCGUAUAUGAAGGGCCUGGUUCUGAAACGCUGGAACUCAGUGCUACAGAAGAUCUUGUUCGGACAGAAGGAUCAUCAGAGUUUAGCCGAUCUGUGAAGCAUUUUAAACAGGGUCCUAAAGAAAUCCAAACAUUAGAAGAAAUAAUUUAUACAGGCCCUAUUACUACAACUGUAGAAGAGGCUGAUUCUGGAAAUCUUUCCCAGAGGUUUUCAACAGACUUCAACAGGUCCACAAGACGUGUCACGGUAGGAUCAAGGCAAGUGACUGAAGAAGUCUCUUUUGAAGGGUCUGCUUCGGACUCUCUGGAGCUCAACAGUAACCUCUCUCAGACAGAAGGGUCUGCGGAUGUCAGCAGAUCUGUACGGCACUUCAGAUUAAGUCCAAAAGAGAUGCACACUGAGCAAGUUAUCUUUGAAGGACCCAUCUCUGGUAAAGUGGAGGUCAGCGACGCUAGAGACUUCUCACAGACAGAAAGUUCUGUCAGACACAUUCAGUUGGGUCCCCAAGAGUUUAUGACAGCUGAAAAAAUAAUCUACCAGGGGCCUGUCUCUGAGCGCACAGAAAUCCGUGAACUGGAAGACCAGACCCUUUCAGAAAGCUCAAUAAAGCAUGUUAGAGUCGGUCAAGUGGGAGUUAAAACCACUGAACAAAUUAUAUAUCAGGGACAUCUUUCAGAGAAUAAAGGAAGCUCGGAUAACGAUGGAUCUUUCAGGCACAUUAAAAUAAGUCCUGUAGAAGCUCAUGCUGAGCAAAGAAUCUUUACAAGACCUAUUUCUGAAAAGCUGGAAAAUCUUUCACAAACAGAAGAGUCAUCUGAGAGCAGCAGGUCUGUAAAGCAUAUUAAAGUAGGAUCCAAGGAAACAUCUUUUACUUUUCAAAUGGAUGUUUCCAAUAUGGGUGGUGCAUCCACAGUAAAAAGUGGAGAACAGCAAGCAACGAUGCUCGUAUCCAACAAGCAAGACCCUUCUGCUAGUCAGUCACAGGUUGUAGUUGAAAGCAACCGGGUUGUAGAAAACGAAAAUGAGAGAGGUUAUGUUCUCUCCAGUUUUUCUCAAGAUCGUGGUGAAAAGGUAGUGGAAAAAUCAUUUUUUGAUAAAACUGUACAGUUGCAAAGAAUGGUAGACCAAAGGUCAGUUAUUUCUGAUGAAAAGAAAGUCGCUCUUCUCUAUCUGGACCAUGAGGAGGAAGAUGAAGAAGAUAAUGAUGGACAGUGGUUCUGAAAGGACUCUUUAAUGACGUCUACUUGAUAAUGUGUUUAUACACAUUUUUGAUUAUCCUUUUUUUUAAAAAGAAGAUGCAUACUAAAUAUGCAUAUUAAAAAAAAAAGGAGGAAAAAGGGAUGGGGAGACACUCAAGCUGUUUAGAUUAUUAGCAGUGGACUGAAAAGUAUUGAAUCUAGGCCUCUACCUAUUCAGCACACUUUUUAAUUUAUUGGAAAUUUUAUUUUUGGGAGAAAUCAUGCUAUUAACAUGUUUUUCCUCAGAGACCCGUGUCCGAUAAUUUCAGAUUUUUCCACCCAUAGAGACAGGAAUUUGCUGCUGGGGAAUUCAGAGGAUUGUAUUUUUUGUUUGUUUUAUAGCAGGUCAAUAAGCGUGUGCUUGAAUAGGAAUUUUCCAUUAUUGUUUUUUAAAUACUGUAUUGUAGCUGGUUACUAAAACAUUCAGCAAUUCUGUUUAAAUCUCAAGCUACUAACCACAAAUAUAACACAAGACUAAUGAGUGUGGCAGUAGCUGAUUUUCAGUUCCGUUCUGUGUACUUAUAUGCAAUACCUAAUGAAAACAUUUUAAGAUACAGUUAUUACAGCUAUAAAAAGUAAAUACAAUUCCAAACUUAGUAUAGCUAGAAUGCAGUGAAAAAAGGUAACAUCAAAGCAAUAAUUUCUCACAGUAUUCAUAAUGAGUAAUACUGAUUUUUGUGGUUAGACAGUAAUACAUUUAAUAUCUUUAAAAAUAAAUCGAAUUUUAAAAUAGGCUGGAUAGGAUUUCCAGUGAAGUCAGUCUUUACAGAUUCACUGGUGAUGUAAAUUAAUAACAUGAACUUAUUUAGUGGUAUGUGGGUUACCUUGAUACUAGGUAUUGCUAAAGGGAAGUGUGAAGUGUCGAACAUGCCUAAUUUCUUAGCAGAGUGAGAUUAGUGCUCUGUUCUGAAGAAAACUUGUAAAAAUGGCAUUGAUGACACACGAUCAUUGUGUGCCAUCAUUUCCAGAUAAUCCUUUGUUUACAAAUGAGAAGAUGCCUUUUUCAGUUACUGGCUCUACAAAUCCAACCUGAGAUUUGAAUUUUCCUUUUUUAAUUUUUGUUUGUUUGUUUCUGGCUGAAGUAUUUGCCUCAGGCCAAAGUUGGUUUCUACUUAAAUCAUCUGAAGAUAAGCUAGUUUCUCUUGGAUUGCACACUGGUUAAAUGAAGGACAUAACUUUACCAUUACAAUUCAUGACUUCAAAGUCCAGAUCAGAAACCAGUACCGGUCACUGUACUGAACCGUGCAGUGCUAGCAGAAGCAAAAAAUAGCAAACAUAUUUUUGUCACUGGGGUAAGAAGAUCCCAUACUGGACACAGAUGAGAAAUAAGAUACACAAAUGAGAAGCUGCUAUUUUUCCAUGCACAAACACAGGCGCACACGUUCACUCCCUCUCUCGCACCUUCUCUGUCCGGGUGGCUUUGUUGGGCCAGUCCGGUGGCCUCUGACGCAGAUUUUUUUUUCCCUGUGGUUAUGCAAGCGUAGUUUCGUGUGUGCUAAUCCAGUUAAACUCUCUUAGUCUGGCAUGGCUAGUCACUUUUCAGAUUCCUUAAUAUUAACAGAAGCUAGAUUUUUCAAAACUGACGGCUACUUCAUAAUAUGAAUGUAAAUGCAAAGCUGAGAAGCUCCAUGCUGACUGACAUAUCAUGCUGUUUCAGAUACAGGACAGUUCAAUUGUUGUGUGCCUUAGUAACUAAGUUUGAAACUGUACAAAGCUAUUGAUGUUCCAAAGAUUAACUCAUGAGGUUUGCCUGCAAUGCAAAAUUUUCUGUGUUUUCCUCAUUUUGUGUGUGUACCAGUGUAGAUCAGGAUUGGGUAUUUUUCAGUCACGUGCUAUGAAAUAAUUUGUUGAAAUUGGAAGUGUGACCACCAGCUGGAAAAUGAAUAGGAAACAGAGUUGUGUGGAAGCACUACAGGCAUGUAUGCUAAGCUUAUUUAUACUUUUCACUGUGUAAUGGAUAACGAUAUUUUUUCAAAAUUAUUCAUAUGUGCUCAAAAAGAUUCUGUGCUUCCAUUUAUAAAUAGGGUGUUAUUAAUUGUAAUACUUUGAAUAUUAUCCUAUACAUUUGUUUCCUUAGAUGACCCUACGAUUUUAAAGACGGUAACAUCUCUGUGUUUAUUUUAAUAAUUGUGUAUAAGCCAGAAUUUUCCAGCUAGAUGCCUAACUGCAAGCAAGCAGGCUCUGUACUUCAGGUAUUAAAUAACUGUGUAAAGGAAGAAGUCAGGUCUGUAGUAAGCAACAGUUUAAAAAAUAAUCAGUUUUAAUUUCCUUAAAGUUUUAUUCUAAGCUGAAACUUACAAAGCUAUUUGCAAGGUCAAACCCAUUUAUUGAUACUGUGUGGAAUCUUUGACAUACAUGCUCCUUAGGAACAACUAUACCAACACUCUGUUAUGUUUAUUUUCACCUGCUUAUAGGAUUAUAAUGUCAGAUGAAGGGAUAAACCAGUAAGGAGCGAGUGAAUCAUAAAAUGUAGGUGGCCUUAGCACUGAAGGAGAAUUAACAAAAAAAAAAAUUACUAUUGUUUCCACUAAGGCAACAACAAUUCUUUAAAAAUUCCUUUACACGUCACUGACAGAUGUAGGUUAUACCAAGAUAUGUUUCUAUUUUGAUUGUCUGGAGGGAAAAAAAUGUUCUGUGUACUUCAGUUCUAUUUAAGAUCGGGAUUUUAAUCAACUGUUGAAAAAUUAGUUUAUUGUAGGGAGCUGGAAAUGUGCAUUAGCAUAACAUUUAAAGAUAUGUCCAGCUCCUUUGUGUGAGUACUUUAAGGCUGUGGAAACAAGGGUAUCUCGUGUAAAAAGGGUUUAAGUUUUUAAAAAGUGUAUAAGCAGCCAUUUUCCAUUUAGUUCUUAUUAACCUGAGACGUUUUCACAUAAUGAGAGCUUUUGGAUAAUGCAACCUUCAGGCAACAAAACGUAGUUAGGUGGAUGAUCCUGUCCUGCAGGCUUAUGGUUGUGUUUGCAGCAUCGGGGCCAUAGGGACACGCACGACUAGUGAGAGCUAAUGUAACGUACUGUCUGUACUAACUCACCCUACAUGGUCACUUUCUGCAUAAAUACUGUAACCUGUGGCUGAAAGGAUUGGUGAGAUCACCUCGGUCAGCAUGCACUUUUGAAGCUUACUCAUAUAAGCUGUGCUUUUCAUUAAAUCCAAGUAAGAACUUUACUGCUGAGCUUGGUUUAAACAAAAUGCUUUAAAAAUAUCAUUAGUAAUUUGGAGGGUAAAAACUAUGUAUUUAUAUGCUGAUAUAGAUCAGAAGUGGGGCACUGUUUUCCGAAAGUGUAAAACCACUGGUCUAUAAAGCAAAUAAAACAUAGAAUUUCAAGAAAGAUGUGUGAGACCUAGAACUCUGUAUUGACUGAUGUUUGUGAAUAGCAGGUGUUUAAAAAGACGGUAAGGAUGUUGAAACUGGGUUUGUUGAUGUCAGCUGUGUGAAACUUUGCAGGCAGCUUGUGUUUUGGUCAUUUGCAAUGAAACUGCGUUUUUGUGGUGGUAUAAGCUUUGUGAUUUUACACUUUUUCACUCUUGAGUAUUAAACAAUCAAAAUCAA
Columba livia (rock pigeon) is the source of this 8405-nucleotide messenger RNA. RefSeq names its product synemin (gene SYNM). NCBI's taxonomy places the organism in Eukaryota, Metazoa, Chordata, Aves, Columbiformes, Columbidae. Gene Ontology annotation, cellular component: costamere; sarcolemma; neurofilament cytoskeleton. The transcript has 4 exons. The record is from RefSeq and is a predicted model, not a curated record. The coding region runs from base 102 to 4841 and encodes 1579 amino acids. Gene Ontology annotation, biological process: fast-twitch skeletal muscle fiber contraction; intermediate filament cytoskeleton organization. Gene Ontology annotation, molecular function: intermediate filament binding; structural constituent of cytoskeleton; vinculin binding.